GUUGCUGUAAAACUAGGCGACUCCAUAACGUCACGUGAUAGUUUUCGGGUAUUUUCGGCCUUGCGAGCUUCCGUAGCAUUUUACCAGGUUGGCCUCGAUUGUCGGACGUUUUCUGUGAAGGUCGUGCACAAAAAGGUCUUUCAGCAUGUCUCUUGCAAAGCCACAGAUGAGAGGUCUCCUCGCAAAGCGCCUGAGGUUUCAUCUGCCCCUCGCUUUCGGCCUGGCUCUGUUUGCCGCAGUUGCAUUCAAGUACACAGUAACAGAGCCCCGGAAACAGGCAUAUGCUGACUUUUACAAGAAUUAUGAUGCCGUGAAGGUGUUUAACAGUAUGAGAGAGGCUGGGGUUUUUGAGAGUGUAAGGCCCUCUGGAAAAUAAAUUUGAUGUUUUCUCUGCAGUUUCUUUACUGAUGUUAAAUAUAUAAUAAACAUAAAUAAAGCAUUUUCGACUCCUGUA
Messenger RNA from Silurus meridionalis, 454 nucleotides. Its product is annotated as cytochrome c oxidase subunit 6C-1. Gene Ontology annotation, biological process: mitochondrial electron transport, cytochrome c to oxygen. The transcript is spliced from 4 exons. Lineage: Eukaryota; Metazoa; Chordata; Actinopteri; Siluriformes; Siluridae. The coding region runs from base 146 to 376 and encodes 76 amino acids. The record is from RefSeq and is a predicted model, not a curated record.